This is a messenger RNA of Lycium barbarum (goji berry), 3599 nucleotides long. RefSeq names its product alkaline/neutral invertase E, chloroplastic-like. NCBI's taxonomy places the organism in Eukaryota, Viridiplantae, Streptophyta, Magnoliopsida, Solanales, Solanaceae. Gene Ontology annotation, biological process: sucrose catabolic process. Gene Ontology annotation, molecular function: endo-alpha-N-acetylgalactosaminidase activity; sucrose alpha-glucosidase activity. The record is from RefSeq and is a predicted model, not a curated record. The transcript is spliced from 6 exons. Gene Ontology annotation, cellular component: chloroplast. The coding region runs from base 1215 to 3233 and encodes 672 amino acids.
UUGGGAAACAUAGUGUUUAUCUUAACUACUUCACUUAGCAAGCUCAAGAACAUCUCUUUGUUUUGUAAAGUUAACAUCUUUGAAAAAGAUGGGAAUUUUUUCUUAUGCUUAUUGAAAACUUUCUUAGUUUCUCCAUCAUUUUGCUGAAAUUAAAUUUUAAAAAGGGUGGUUUUUUUCUUUAAGAUAUGAUGACCUUUUGCAGUAAUUAGUUCAGUGAAUAUCUCUUUGUUUUGCAAAGUUAAGAUCUUUGACAAAGAUGGGAUUUUUUCUUAUGCUUAUUAAAGACUUUCUUAUAAGUUUCUCCAUUAUUUUGGUGAAAUUCCAGUAAAAGGGUGUUCUUUUUAAGGGAUGAUAAUGGCUAUUUACAGUAAUUAGCUCAGUGAAUAUCUCUCUCUUUUUUUUUUUUUUUUUGGGGAAAGUUAAGAUCUUUGAGAUAGAUUAUGAUUAUUAAAGCUUUCUUGGUUUCUUAAUAGUUCCAGUUUUCUCCAUUAAUUUGCUGAAAUGUCCAUUAAAAAGGGUAUUCUUUUUAAGGGAUAAUGAUGGCCAUUUGCAGUAAUUAGCUUAGUGAAUAUCUCUUUAUUUUGCAAAGUUAAGAUCUUUGAGAAAGAUGGGGUCAUUUUUUAUGCUUAUUUAAGCUUUCUUGGCUUCUAAACUGAUAUGAUGGUUUCAGUUUUAUCCAUCAUUUUGCUGAAAUGUCCAUUAAAAAAAGGUCUUCUUUUUAAGAGAUGAUGAGUUAUCUAAGUGAAUAUCUCUUUAUUUUGCAAAAUUAUGAUCUUUGAGAAAGAUUGGUUUUUUCCUAAUGCCUUAUUUUAAAGCUUUCUUGGUUUAUAAACUGGCAGGAUGGUUCCACUUUUCUCCAUCAUUUUGCUGAAAUGUCCAUAAAAAGGGGUCUUUUUUUAAGGGAUGAUGACCCUUUGCAGUUAGCUCAGUGAAUAUCUCUUUGUUUUGAAAGUUAAAAUCUUUGAGAAAGAUUGGAUCUUUUCUUAUUAUUAUUGAAGCUUUCUCAGUUUUGCUGGAAUGUCCAUUAAAAAGGGUCUUCUUGUUAAGGGAUGAUGAUGACCAUUUGCAGCUGUCACUCUGAGUUUAUUUAGAAAAGCAACUGUUGUGGCUGCAACAAUUUGGGUUAUGUCUGUUCUGCUUAUUCAAUUCUUCAACUAGCCUAUUUCUAAAUUGACUGGCUCAUGUUAAAGUUGUCCCUUUUACUGUAUUAAACUAUGUUAUUUUAUGUAAAUGCGUUGAUUAAAUCCACAAGUUAUUAUAAUAGCUGCAAAGCUAAAGGCAUCAUCAAUUUCAGAUUCUUACUGACAAUGGGUGCUUCAGAAGCAGCCCUACAACUUUUAUCCGGUGAGCUUUCAUAUCAAGUCAGGACAUGUUCAAUCUUGGUGAACUCAAACUCUUUACUUUGUUAUGAGCAUUGUUUUAAAAGUAUAAAUCACGGGGACUUGAGGCAUAUGCAGAUAAAGGGUUUAAGUAAGUGGAGAAGUUGGUCAAGGUUAAAUUCUUUUCGUGGCUUACAUAGUGUUUUCUGCGGAGAAAAGCCUCAUAAUCGGUCCAAUUCGUUGAUCUGUAAUUGCCAACAACCUGAAAGAGUCAGUGAGACAAUCAUUAAAAGUGGAAAUGGAAAGUCAAUGCACACAGUGAGUUCGAAGAUUCCAAAUCAUACUCCAGAUGAAGAGAUCAAGAAACAGGAAAAUGGAACUAGGCCUUUCAAUGAAGGUUUUAAAACUGCUGCCGCAGUUAAUAGUAAGCCUAGAACCAGCACAGAGUCUCUUGAGGAUGAAGCGUGGCACUUCUUGCGAGCUGCUAUGGUUUAUUACUGUGGCACCCCAGUUGGAACUAUAGCUGCUAAUGAUCUAAGUGAAGCAACUAUUUUAAACUAUGAUCAAGUAUUUAUACGUGAUUUUAUACCUUCUGGGAUAGCUUUCCUACUAAAAGGAGAGUAUGAUAUCGUGAAGAACUUCAUACUUCACACACUUCAGUUGCAGAGUUGGGAGAAAACAAUGGAUUGCUAUAGUCCGGGUCAAGGACUUAUGCCAGCCAGCUUCAAAGUGCGUACGGUUCCACUUGAUAAUGACGAAUCUGCAACAGAAGAUGUAUUGGAUCCAGACUUCGGUGAGGCAGCAAUUGGUCGAGUUGCACCUGUUGAUUCAGGAUUGUGGUGGAUUAUAUUGCUUCGAGCAUAUGGGAAAUGCUCUGGAGAUCUUUCUCUUCAGGAGAGGGUUGAUGUCCAAACUGGAAUAAAGAUGGUCCUCAGGCUAUGUCUCGCAGAUGGUUUUGAUAUGUUUCCGACUUUGCUGGUGACUGACGGUUCUUGCAUGAUAGAUCGCCGCAUGGGAAUCCAUGGCCACCCUCUGGAAAUUCAGGCGUUAUAUUAUUCAGCCUUACUCUGUGCACGGGAGAUGCUUUCUCCAGAGGAAGAAUCAACAGACCUUGUUAGAGCACUUAACAAUCGCCUGUUAGCAUUGUCAUUUCAUAUUAGGGAAUACUACUGGAUCGAUGUGACAAAAUUGAACGAGAUUUAUAGAUACAAAACAGAGGAAUAUUCAUACGACGCAAUCAAUAAGUUUAAUAUAUAUCCAGAUCAAAUUCCUCCCUGGCUGGUCGAAUGGAUGCCUAGUAAAGGGGGCUAUCUUAUCGGAAACUUGCAGCCAGCUCACAUGGACUUCCGGUUCUUUUCACUCGGGAACUUAUGGUCCAUUGUAAGCAGUCUCGCUAACAUAGAUCAGUCUCAUGCUAUUUUAGAUCUUAUUGAAGCCAAAUGGGAGGACUUAGUAGCUGAUAUGCCACUGAAGAUAUGUUAUCCUGCUCUUGAAGGCCAGGAAUGGCGCAUUAUUACUGGUGGUGAUCCGAAAAACACGCCUUGGUCUUAUCAUAAUGGAGGAUCCUGGCCAACUUUGCUCUGGCAGCUUACUGUGGCAUGCAUAAAAAUGAAGAGGCCUGAAAUCGCUGAAAAAGCAAUUAAGAUUGCGGAGAGACGCUUAUCCAGAGACAGAUGGCCCGAAUACUAUGAUACAAAGCGAGGAGGGUUCAUUGGGAAACAGGCACGUCUCUUUCAGACAUGGUCUAUUGCAGGAUACCUAGUGGCAAAGCUGCUUAUUGCUACUCCAGAGGCUGCAAAGAUGGUAAUCAAUGUGGAAGAUACAGAUCUUCUAAGUGCCUUUUCAAACAUUCUGAGUUCGAAUCCAAGGCGAAAACGUUCACGAAAAGGAGUCAAACAGUCUUACAUCAUAUGAAAUUUUAAUUUGUCUUCCUUGAUCAAGCCUUCAUGUAAUACUGGCGUGAGAUGAGCUCAAAUGAAACGAUAAUAGUCAGUGAAGAUCCAUAUGGUCGACUCCAACUUGCUCGUGAUUGAAGUUUAUUUGCUGUUGUUACUUGAAGUCUUUGUAUAGUUACUGUAUCUGUGAGAUAUACAUAUGAGUGUUAAAAUUUUGUUCCCUCUUAUAAAUUAGCCAUAGUCUCAGCACAUUGUAUCUGAUUUUUCUUUUUUCUUUUCAGCUGAUUUUCUUUUCUCCUUUUCGCUUCCCUGUCCCUGCUUGUAGUAGUUAUCUCCACAAUAAUGAUCUGGUUGUCAAUGAGAUCUAGUUUUCUUUCUCAUCCUA